AUGGUCCAGUUUCUAAGUCUUCCACCUCCAACUUUACUGUCGGCGAAGAUCCGGCAGCGACCGUUUCGCCGUCGCAGUGACAGCGAGCUCGACCGAUGCAACGGUACAUUUCUUGCCGGUGUGGCGCCCAGGAACGCACGAUCAAGGGAUCGACGAGUGGAAGAGUGUUGGUCUCUCUUCUGGGAGGAAUGUACGUACGCCACACAGGCGCAGGAUUCCUACGCGUGCUGCGUGUCUCGUGCGGCUUCAGGCAUGCUGUGCAACAGAAGCGGGGGCGAUGAGCUGGAAGGUAUGCAAAAUCGAUGCCACGCUUCCCGAAGACCAGAGACAACAGCUCUAAAAUCCGAGAAAUUCUCUCUACAGUAA
This is a messenger RNA of Pseudozyma hubeiensis SY62, 366 nucleotides long. RefSeq lists its product as hypothetical. Bases 1 to 366 code for a protein of 121 amino acids. NCBI's taxonomy places the organism in Eukaryota, Fungi, Basidiomycota, Ustilaginomycetes, Ustilaginales, Ustilaginaceae. The transcript has a single exon. The record is from RefSeq and is a predicted model, not a curated record.